AUGAGGCUUUGGAUCUCUCAAGGACCAAUAGAUCCUGUGCUCGGCCGUGACAGAGCAAUUGACCAAAAUUAUAUACGGGAAUAUCACAACGAACAGGAUUAUGCAAAUGAGCCAUGGAAUCACUACAAAGACGCAGUAGAGGCAUACCUAAGUAUUCGGGAAGCCCAUCGGAAGGACUUUUUGAGACACGUAAAGGAUCCUAAGGUCACUCACGAGAUUGAAAGAAUCGACAAGUCAUGCAAUAGCUUCUUGACACGUCCCGAUGUGAAGAUUCUCAUAGACAGACUGCAGAAGCUUAAAACGGACUGGAAAGGCGAGGUUGUCUCGGACAUCUCACAGAUCCGGCAAGAACGGCAGGCGCAGUUGGACGAGACCAUCAAACCCGAGUAUAAGGAGUACUUGCGCGAUUGGGACGAAAAGCACCUAGCAGCAAUAAGGCCGCCAAAGAUUACUGAAGGGAUUGUUCCACGGUCGAGCUGGCCGAGGCGACGACUACCAAUCAUAUCUCAAAUCGCAAUGCAACUCAACAAACACAACAAGCAUCGGAGCGCACGGCCACGAGGUCGCCGGAUAAGCUCCCAUCCUCUACGGCCAGGUGGAAUAUGA
Molecule: messenger RNA, 606 nt
Organism: Truncatella angustata
Lineage: Eukaryota; Fungi; Ascomycota; Sordariomycetes; Amphisphaeriales; Sporocadaceae
Exons: 2
Coding region: 1-606 (201 amino acids)
Source: RefSeq, a predicted model, not a curated record